CCGCGCGCCGUCUCCAUGGAGAGAGGCGCGUCCCGCCGCGCGCAGGCGCAAUGGAGCAGGGAGCCGGCGGCUGCGGGGGGAGCGGCCCCGGCUGCGGGCAGCGAGGCCCCGUGGGGGGCGCCCUGAGAAGCCAUGCAGGUCCCAGGUGCCAUGGGGAGAGGCCACCGUUCAGGGUCCAGGGUGGUGAGCCCCUGUCUGAUGUGCUCGUGGAGAGGCUCCCCUGCCGUGGGGAGACGCUUACAACCACCACCAAGAGGCUCCAUGAGAUGUCAGACACAGCCAAGCCACCCCAGGAGAUAGCAGACACAGAUGAACUGCCUACUGUGGCCCUACCAGUCGUGCCCAGCAGGGUGCCAUCCCCAGAGACUGGGAAGGAUCCCUCUGAGAUCAAGCUGCCUCCCUGGCUUGGAAAGUGGGGGACCAGCCCCAAGGAGCAGUCCCCCACCACAGUGCCGGCGCUGCCCCCCACCCCACCCACACCAGCAGAGAAGCCCAGCCAGUCGGUGCCCCAGCGGAGCUGUGUGACCCAUGACUGGCAGAAGGAGGUAAUCGUGGAUCCCCUGGACUCUCGGCCAGGGAAGGAUUUGGGCAGUGAGGACUUACAGCGUGGCUACGAUGGACUGCCGAUCCACCAGCUUCUCUCCUCACUCACUGACAGCUCCCCCCCGAAGGACUGCCCACCCCUCAGGGCCGUGCUGCUGGGGCAAGGGCAGCGGAAGGCCGCAUUGGCAUCCAUGCUCUACGAGAAAUACAGUAAGGAGACAGAGGAGGAGAUCCGUCCCCGCCCGAGGUGCAUGGAAUCUAUCUCCACCACGCACCACGACUACCGUGCCAUGGGUUUCCAGUCCACACCCCAGCCCACCACCCAGCGUCACAAUUACCUAACGGAGCAGCCAACCAGCUUCUGGCUGGAGCAAGCCCGCGGGCUGCCGGGUGUCACUGCCCUCUUCGGCAGAAACAUUCCCUUCAAGAGGAAUGCAGACUUCUCCACUCCCAUUACCAUGUACUUAGGGCAUCCCGAGCCCUUCAGCCUCUGUGACCCCUAUGACCCCCUGAGCAGACAGCUCCAGCCCCACAAGUAAUAAAAAACAAGGGGACACAGGUGGUCCCAGCAUCCUUGCCUACCCCAAGGCUGUCCUCAAGCUGGAUGUUUGGAGGGAGAGCACUGUGUCCCUGGGACCUCAAAUCCCAUGAGAGCAUGAAGCAAAAUGGAAAACCCUUCAGCCCUGUUGCAAGUCACUGUUGACCCAAAACACACUGUGGUCCCAAGAUUUCUUCUUUAGGCAUGGAGGCAGAGCCCCUGGCACAGCCUCAUCCCCUGGGACACUUUUCCUCCUGGCGCACACAGUGGGUGACAGGCAGCCGUUGUUCCAGUCCCCAGGCACAGGUGUGUUCCAAUAAGAGGCGGCAGCGGGGCGGCCAGAGCAUGAGCUCAGAGGAACGCACUGCAGCCCUCACGCCAAAGCAAACCCAUGGCAGCCCUGCCUUCCCAGCACCGCCCAAGCCCUCAACAGCCGCUGCUGCGACCGCCCAGCGCUGGCUCCCCAUGCCCACACUCCUGCCCUACACCGCAGAC
Messenger RNA from Motacilla alba alba, 1576 nucleotides. RefSeq names its product sperm associated antigen 8 (gene SPAG8). Gene Ontology annotation, cellular component: cytoplasm; nucleus. The record is from RefSeq and is a predicted model, not a curated record. Gene Ontology annotation, biological process: positive regulation of transcription by RNA polymerase II. Lineage: Eukaryota; Metazoa; Chordata; Aves; Passeriformes; Motacillidae. The transcript has 7 exons. The coding region runs from base 51 to 1082 and encodes 343 amino acids. Gene Ontology annotation, molecular function: microtubule binding.